Molecule: messenger RNA, 1892 nt
Organism: Acanthaster planci (crown-of-thorns starfish)
Lineage: Eukaryota; Metazoa; Echinodermata; Asteroidea; Valvatida; Acanthasteridae
Product: N-alpha-acetyltransferase 50-like
Biological process (GO): mitotic sister chromatid cohesion
Cellular component (GO): NatA complex
Molecular function (GO): acyltransferase activity, transferring groups other than amino-acyl groups
Source: RefSeq, a predicted model, not a curated record
ACAAGCAUGACAUAUAGUAUGCAGUGUAUGUUAGACAUCGCGAUCGGCAGUGUCCUGGCCUGAUCGCACCGAAAUUUCCCGGGAAAAACUAAAGGUCGCCGUUCCGGCUGCUACGUUUGGAAAUAAGUCAUCCAAAAGGCGUUCUAGAAUGCAACCGACUACAUGUAGUUGGGUGAAUCAGUUCAGAUAAAAGAGAGGGGCAUCGAUCAGUCUAAACAGGAAAUCAUGACACAGGGAAGGAUUGAACUGGGAGCCAUAACACCGCACAACAUCAAACAGCUGAAGCGGCUCAACUCGGUGGUGUUCCCCGUCUCCUACAAUGACAAAUUCUACAAGGAUGUGCUGGAUGUGGGCGAACUGGCUAAAUUAUGCUACUUCAAUGACAUUGUGGUCGGGGCUGUCUGCUGUCGAGUCGAUACCACGGAGGACGGCACACGACGGCUGUACAUUAUGACGUUAGGCUGCCUGGCUCCUUACAGAGGACUGGGCAUAGGAACGGUGAUGCUGAAACACGUCCUGGAUUACUGCAACAAAGAUGGCAACAUUAGCAAUAUUUAUCUACAUGUACAGGUUAAUAACGAGUCUGCCAUUGAGUUCUACAAGAAGUUUGACUUUGAAAUCAUCGAAACCAAGGAGCAUUACUACAAGAGAAUUGAGCCAGCCGACGCCCACGUCCUGCAGAAGACGUUACAAACCAAAGGAGUGUGAACUCAAAGGAUUCAAAGUUUUGGACUUAUCAGGAGUUUGUUGGCCUGUGGCCACCAAAUUAGAUUGAUUUAGUGGCCAUCUGGCCUCUGGCUUCCAAAACUAGACUGAUUUGGUAGGCAAUAGAGAAGAGCAGAAGACUGGGGCUUGUGGAAUAAUGCUGGAGGGGCUUGGACUUUUUGCUGGACACUGGCUGCCAAAUUUGACUGAUUUAUUGGCUCAAGGUGGCUUUUGGCUUCCAAACUGGACUAAUGUGGCCAGGAGUACUCAGUAGCUUACAUGUAGGUGUGACAAACAUGAUACAGAACCAAGACGCUUUUGUUGGCCGUUGGCUACCACAUUUAGACUGAUUUGCUUGCCAGCUGGCAUCUGGCUUCCCAGCUGGUGGCCUUCUUUAAUUUGUAGCCGAUUGGCCAGGUAAACAUCUGGGCUACCACGGGAGGAAGCAUCAGUAUGUUUCUGGCCUUUGGCUACAAAAUAUUACCAGCCAACAGCGCAUAAUAGACUAGCAAGAUAAAUAGCACCUCCUUGUCAACUGCAGAGAUUUCAAAGAUCAUAACCUUCACUUACUACAAAGUACCAGUUUUUUUUGUCCUACCUUGUUUUUUGAAGUUCUCUUUGGCAUUCAAAGCUCAUUGGAUGGUGACCAGAGAAAGCAAUUUUAUACAUAAUCUCUGAUGAGAAUCUAUAUAGAUUGUGUUUUCUAUAUUUCCACACUGGACAUUUUGUUACAUUUGAGUUUUAGCACCAUACAGAAUCUUUGUCAAGAUCCGUACAAGUAUGCAUGUAAACCACAACAAAUUUUCAAUAACUACGUUGGAUACAAAUGAUAUUAAAUAAAUGAAAUUGAAAUUGAAUGAAAUUUCUCAGAUUUUACAAUAGUCACGUCAUCACUUCAAAAUUUUUCAGUGUUGAUUUAAGUAACAUAUUUGUUAAAAAAAGGUUUUUUUUCCUUUUUUCCCAAGUAAUGACUGUACAUGUGGUAACAUAAAUGUAUAGUCUACACAUACGUUGAAAGUUCUUAUUUCUCACAGAAUUGGUUGUUUUCUUGUUAACAUGCCUAUUGUUUCUGUUAGUAUUGGUACAGUUGUUGGUACAUUGAUUUAUCUCUGAGCGUACAGUGUAAAAAACCUGCCAGAUUCUGUUGAGUGAGAAAUGGCCAAUAAAGUGUGUUUUGGAAUAUCCUA